AUGGCUGAGUCCUACAUGAGAAAGCUGUGCACCACCCUGAUGGAUGCCAUCACCGACAAGGAUGUCCAAGUGCAGGAGCAGAUCUGCAGUGCUCUGUGCGCACUUGGCGAGACCCAGCCCAAGGAGACGCUCAGCGCCUGUGAGGACUACCUGCGGCAGCAUGAGAAGCUGGCCCACCCGUACCGUGCAAUGAUCCUGAAGGCCACGGAGGCCAUUGUGCGCAGUCACAUCAACGAGCUUGACAAGGACACAGCCAGGGCUGUCAUCCUGCUGGCCUCCAGCGAGAUGACCAAAGCCAAGGACCUGGUCCCUGACUGGCAGCAGGCUGCAAGCAGUGUCCUCGUGGCUGUGGGCACACGACUCAUCAGUGCCGUCAUGGAGGAGCUGCUGAGCCACUUCCAGCCGGGCCUGCUGCCCCACUACUUCGUUGUGCAGACAUUUGCCAGCCUUGCAGCGUCCAAUGUGUUCGGCACGGUGCCUUUCCUGCCCUCCAUCCUGAGCACCAUGCUGCCCAUGCUGGUGAUGGCCAAGCAGGACGUGAUGCGCGUGGCGUUCUGCGCUGCGCUGCGGCACUUCAGUGAGAGCACUCUGGAGUACUUGGCCAGCCUGGACCAGGCCCCGGACCCCACGGUCAGAAAGGACACCUUCUCCUCCGAGAUCUUCAGCGCUCACGAUAUUCUCUUCAACCACUGGCUGCAGAGUCGGGAAGCCAAGCUCCGGCUGGCCGUGGUGGAGGCCCUGGGGCCUAUGAGCCACCUGCUGCCCAAUGAGAAGCUUGAGGAACAACUCCCCAGGCUCAUCCCAGGGGUGCUUGCCCUCUACAGGAAGCACGCCGAGACCUUCCAUGUGUCUAAGAGUCUAGGCCAGAUCUUGGAGGCAGCUGUGAAUGUGGGCAGCCGAACGCUGGAGGUCCAGCUUGACGCACUCCUGGGCGCCCUGCAUGCCCAGAUCUGUGUGCCAGUGGAGUCGUCCAGCCCCCUUGUGGCCAGCAACCAGAAGGAGGUGCUGCGUUGCUUCACGGUGCUGGCCUGCUUUGCCCCUGACCGCCUGCUGGCCUUCUUGCUGCCCAAGCUGGACACCAGCAACGAACGGGUCCGCGUGGGCUCCCUGCAGGUCCUGAGGCAUGUCAUCAACUCGGCCGCUGCGCAGAUGGAAGUUCGGAAGCUCUUCAUUCUGUCCUCCAUGCGGCUCCCCCUUCUGGACGCCAAUGACAAGGUGAAGCGGGCAGUGGUGCAGGUGAUCAGCGCCAUGGCCCACCAUGGCUACCUGGAGCAGCCCGGAGGCCAGGCAAUGAUGGAGUACAUUGUGCAGCAAUGUGCACUGCCCCCCGAGCCGCAGCCCGAGAGGCAGGGCCCAGGCGCUGAGGACCUGCCCGCGGACAGUGUGCACGCCAUCAGCAUCAGCACCCUGUACCUCAUCAGCACCACUGUGGACAGGAUGAGUGACGUGCUCUGGCCGUACCUGCUGGAAUUCCUUACACCUGUGCGAUUCACUGGGGCACUGACACCACUCUGCCGGAGCCUGGCACACCUGGCCCUGAAGAGGCAGGAGACUGGGCCAGAUGCCUUCCUCAUCCAGUAUGAAGCCAGUGUGAACCUCCCAUCACCCUAUGCCAUAACCACUAGGCUGCUGGUCGUAUCUUCUGACCCUUACAUGGGAGAUGGCCGGGGGGCGGCCUCGCUGCGGCUGCUACAUGUCCUCCAUCACCACAUCCACCCUCUACUGGGCCCAAGAUGGGCGACCACUGUCCCUCUGCUGUUGCAGCACCUGGAUGAGCACACUGAGGAGACCCUGUCUCGGAAGGAGUGGGAAGAAAGGCUUCUGAUGUUCCUGCGGGACACUCUGGCUGCCGUGUCUGAUAACACUUGGAUCUGCCAGCUGAGCUUGGAAAUGUGCAAGCAGCUGCCCUGCUACAACGGGGUACCCCAGGAGAAGAACUUCCUGUACAAAUGCAUAGGGACCACCCUGGGUGCCGCAUCCAGUAAGGAGGUGGUGAGGAAGCACCUUCAAGAGCUGCUGGAGAUGGCCAGAUAUCAGGAGGAGGCUGAGCGGGAGGGCCUGGCCUGCUGCUUUGGCAUCUGUGCCAUUUCGCACCUGGAUGACACCCUGGCCCAGCUGGAGGACUUUGUGCGGUCCGACGUGUUCAGGAAGUCUGUCGGCAUCUUGAGCAUCUUCAAGGACCGGAACGAGAGCGAGGUGGAGAAGGUGAAGGGCACACUGAUCCUGUGUUACGGGCACGUGGCCGCGCAGGCACCCCGAGAACUGGUGCUGGCCCGGGUGGAGGCGGACAUCCUCCGGAACAUGUUCCAGUGCUUCAACACCAAGGUUCUGGGGAUAAAGGUAGAAACCAAGGACCCAGCCCUGAAGCUGUGCCUCGUCCAGAGCAUCUGCAUGGUCAGCCAGGCCAUCUGUGGCAGCACACAAGCCACCACUUUCCACUUCUCGAGGAAAGCAGAACUGGUGGCGUGCAUGAUGGAGUUCAUCCGGGCAGAGCCCCCUGAUCUGCUGAAGACACCCUUGCGGAAGAAGGCCAUGGUGGCCUGCACACUCCUGGUCUCCUUGGAGCCACCAUUGGAGGAGCAGAUGUGGGCAGACGUGAUCCAGGGCUGCCUGCACAGCGUCAUGGCCCUGCUUCCAGAGCCCUGUGGAGAGGGUUCCAGCAACCACAAGGCCCUGUACUUCGACACAGUCCAUGCCCUGGAGGACCUGCUGACAAGUCUCUUGUGUCAGAACAUGACCCCUCAAGGCCUGCAGCUCAUGGUGGAGCAUCUGAUCCCGUGGAUCAAGUCCCCCCACGGCCAUGAGCGGGAGCGGGCAAUGGGGAUCAGCGCCUGCCUGCUGCGCUACUUCUUGGAGCACCUACACGUCAGUGCGCUGGUGCCCUUCCACAACCUGGGCCUUCUUGUUGGCCUCUUCUCCCCACGCUGCGCUGACCUGUGGCCGGCUACCCGCCAGGAGGCUGUAGAUUGCGUCCACUCCCUGCUCUAUGUCCAGCUGGGCUACGAGGGCUUCUCCCGGGACUAUCGGGAUGACGUUGCUGAGCAGCUCCUGGCCCUCAAGGGCGGCCUCGUGCACCCCGACUUUACUGUGCUCUUUCACACGUGCCACACCGUGGCCCAGAUCAUAGGGAAGCGCCUCCCGCCCGAUCAGCUCAUCAGCCUCCUGCUCACCAUGUUUGAGGGUUUGGGGGAUCCUGACAAGAACUGCUCCCGCGCUGCCACGGUCAUGAUCAACUGUCUGCUGAAAGAGCGAGGCGCUGUGCUGCUGGAGAAGGUUCCUGAGAUUGUGAGUGUGCUCCGCUCCAAGCUGCAGGAGACCCAGGAAGAGCACGUCCUGAAGGCUGCCCAGCACAGUGUAUACCUGCUGGCCUCCCAGCACCGUGCUGCCGUUGUGUCCAGCCUGCUGGGCAGCCCCCUGCCCUUUGACAGCCACACCUGUACCCUGUGGCGGGCCCUGGCCGUGGAGCCCAGCCUUGCCGCCACAGUGCUGGAACUGCUUCUGGAGAAGAUGGGCAGGGACGUCCCCUUCAAGGAGAGUCGGGCCUUCCUGCUGAGCAGCACCCCGGACCGUGUGGCCACCACACUGCCCCUUGCGGCCACGUGUGCCCUGUAUGAGGUUCUGUCCGCACCAGCCUCUGGGCCUGCGGUGCUGGAGCUCUACCCCGAGCUGUUUGUGGCCCUCCUGCUGCGCGUCAGCUGCACAGUGGGCGUCCAGCUGCCCCGGACCCUGCAGGGCAGGGAGAAGAGGAGCUCCAGUGCACCCCUGGCCGCCAGGAGCCUGGAGCCCUGCAGCUCCGCGGUGGACACCCUGCAGGCCAUGCUGCUGAGGGGAGGCAGCGAGGACGUGGUGCGGCACCUGGAGCUGGAAGGUGGCUGGGAGCUGCUGAGGACCUCUGAGGGGCACGAGGAGGGUGUCACUCGGCUGGCCAGGGCCAUGGCGAAGCAUGCGGGCCCCCGGCUGCCGCUGGUGAUGAAGGCCCUUGUCUCCACACACAGCAGCGUUUACGAGAUCCAAAGAGUCACUUCCACGGCCUUCUUGGCAGAGCUGCUCAGCAGCAACGUGGUCAACGACCUGAUGCUGUUGGAGUCACUGCUGGACAACCUGACCGCCCGGCAGAAGGACACGUGUGCCAGCGUGCGGCGCCUGGUGCUCCGUGGGCUGGCCAACCUGGCUUCUGGCUCCCCAGACAAGGUGCAGGCCCAUGGCCCCCAACUCCUGACAACCCUGAUCGCUGGACUGGACGACGUGGAUGACCUGCACAGCCUGGUGGCCCUGGAGGCCAUGCUGGGCCUGGCAAGGCUCUUAGACCUGGUGGAACCGCGGGACCUCCGCUCAGUGCUGCUGCAUGUGGCCAUCCGCAUCAGGCCCUUCUUUGACAGCGAGAAGGCAGAGUUCCGGCAGGCGUCCGUCUGCCUUUUUGGCCACCUGAACAAGGCCUGCCACGGGGACUGCGAGGACAUGUUCCUGCAGCAGACUGUCAGUGCGCUGGCGCCCUUGCUGUUGCACCUGCGCGACCCCCAGGCCGCUGUGGUUGGUGCCUGCAGGUUCACUCUGCGCAUGUGUGGCCCCAACCUGGCUUGCAAGGAGCUGACGGCCGCCUUCCAGAAGCACCUGCAGGAGGGCCGCGGCCUGCACUUCGGCGAGUUCCUCAACGCCACCUGCAAGCACCUGAUGCGGCACUUCCCGGACCUGCUGGGCCGCCUGGUGAGCACCAGCCUCUUCUACUUCAAGAGCUGCUGGGAGGACGUGCGGGCCGCGGCCCCCAUGUUCACCGGCUUUCUGGUGCUGCACGCAGACCGCGAGCUCCGGCACCAGGUGGACCUGGAACAGCUGGUGGCUGCUCUCCAGCUCCUGCUGAAGGACCCAGCCCCCGUGGUGCGCAUGAAGGCAGCAGAGACACUGGGCCGCCUGGUGAAGUUUGUCUGA
This is a messenger RNA of Orycteropus afer afer, 4926 nucleotides long. It is a transcript of the gene MROH1, whose product is annotated as maestro heat like repeat family member 1. The transcript is spliced from 42 exons. The coding region runs from base 1 to 4926 and encodes 1641 amino acids. Gene Ontology annotation, molecular function: protein binding. Gene Ontology annotation, cellular component: cytoplasm. NCBI's taxonomy places the organism in Eukaryota, Metazoa, Chordata, Mammalia, Tubulidentata, Orycteropodidae. The record is from RefSeq and is a predicted model, not a curated record.